AUGGCAGAUAAGGUGAAAGAUAUUAAUCAAUAUAAUCAAUUGAAAUCUAAAUAUAUCGGUCUUGGAAAUGCUGAUAUCACAAGAGAAGAAUUUAUGACAAAUGUAAAUCGAGACAUAUAUUCAUCGUUGGCGCAACAUGAUAAUAUAUUAUACUACAAUUCAGUAAUUAUGAAUGAACCAAUGGAAUUGAUGAGGCAAAAAAUGAUUAAAAAGAUGGCAAAUCCCAUACAAAAGAACGUGAAAAAGCCUAAGAGUUGA
This is a messenger RNA of Debaryomyces fabryi, 258 nucleotides long. Its product is annotated as U2 snRNP complex subunit YSF3. The record is from RefSeq and is a predicted model, not a curated record. Gene Ontology annotation, cellular component: precatalytic spliceosome; U2 snRNP. The transcript has a single exon. Gene Ontology annotation, biological process: mRNA splicing, via spliceosome. The coding region runs from base 1 to 258 and encodes 85 amino acids. Lineage: Eukaryota; Fungi; Ascomycota; Pichiomycetes; Serinales; Debaryomycetaceae.